AACUGAAAUGUAGAACUGACACACUGCUCAUAGAUAUGUUAAGUGAAAUGUUGUCACAGAGUGGUGUUCAGACAUGUGUUUUACAUGUGCAUUAGUCACGUCUUCAGUUGCUGGACCUGGCUGACAGAACCAUGUGAGUGUUUGAAUGGUGUUGAAUCAUGCUUAAUAAUUCCAUUCUCCCCCUGCCCUCCAUCUCACCUCUCUCCUACCCUCUCUUAGUCACUGGAUUGGAUGUGUCAUUGUUUCUAUCACUUUAGAGGUUCAUGCCUGCUGAAGCGCAGCGAGGUGAUCUCCAGAGCACCCAAAACAGCGCCAAGAUACAAAAUUCCCUUCUUAUUACCACCAGCCCACACCCCCUCUGCAAAAACCACCACCUCCUCAUUCCCCAUGGAUGGCAUGACUGACACCUUCUUCAGCCAGGCCUGAUGACAUGACGGCGCUGACCCCACCUCUACACCGUGGUCAUAAAGCCUCAGGAUGUAUAAAUAAGGGAGCAAAAUGAGAAAGGAGACCAGAGGCCGACCAGAUGAAGAUGGAGCUCGCCGGGGUUAACUUUGUGCUUGCAGCUGCGGGGUUUCUUCUGUGGAUCAGCGGCGGGUCUGCUGCGCCCAUGGAGUGCCACUUCAACUCCAGAGCUCUGUGCGUGUUCGAGGGGAGGCACUACUCACUUGGCGAAACCUGGAUGGACGACGCUUGUAUGCAGUGUACCUGUCUGCAGCCUGUCGGCGUUGGUUGCUGCGAGACUGUGCAUCGGCCUGUGGAUUUCCCUGCGUGGUGUGAGGUGCGGGUGGAGCCAGUGACCUGCAAGGUGUCCCUGGUCCAGACAGCCGACCCCCGCCUGCCCUGCUCUCCAGGUGAGGACAUCAAGGACCCCAGCCACGGGUCACUUCAGCUGCAGCACCAGCUCGACGAGUAGAAAACAGUCCGGCCGUUAUCUGUUCAGUCUGUUUUCCUGUGAAAUCAAUACUCACCAUAAAUAUCAGUAACCAUUUUUAUAUACAUACUGUACUAAUGUAAAACUUUUAACAGCAGCUGUAAUUUUUGGAUUGUAUCAUCAGUGAAGGAAAUGUGAGUCUGUGAAAAUAUUUUGAGGUAAAAAUGCAGUAUUUUCCCACAAAGCAUUUUGUCAGUACCAAAUGAUGUCUCACGUUAAAUUCUGUCUUCUUUAAAUGAAACUUCAUUUUCAGUUUGUGUUCGGUAUUUGUUACUAUAAUGGCUGCUUUCAGCUACAAACUAACAGAAGCAGAAGUUGCACAGCUUUGUUCUUACAGACUGUUAAGGUAAAGAUCCUGCACAUAUGGAUAUUUCUGGGGACAUUUAUGUUAAGCCAAAUGCCAUUUCUUUAAUUUACCCAACAACUUAUUGUAAAUAUAAGCAAAUACAGUAUAUACAUACGUUAAUAUAUAUGUAACUAUUCCUGUUGAAUUUGACCUGUCCUCUGCUGUAACUCAUUUACCCUCCAAAUAAAAAUCUUCUUUGCAAAAGGAUGGUUUUGUGAAGGAAUGAAUGACUUCCUCACACAUGAUCUGUCAAAUUUAAAAUCACACUUUUAAUCCAUUUUUCUCUUGUAGUAUUUACAUUUCAAUACAGUAUUUGCUCAAGCUGAAAGAAAAAAAACGUUAAAAAGUAAAAAUAGUUUGGGUAAGAAACAGCUGUUUCAUAAAAUGAAAAAGAAAAAGUGUGUGCAUGAAUAAAAGAGAAGAAAUAAAUACAAAAAAAGCACAGCAACCACAGAGAAUUUCACUCCAUAAAGUCAAUAAGGUCCAAGAAGGAACUCUGAAAAAGACAUUUGGAUACUUUACAUAUGGAACCCAUCACUAGCUCUGCAUAGACAA
Molecule: messenger RNA, 1835 nt
Organism: Scatophagus argus
Lineage: Eukaryota; Metazoa; Chordata; Actinopteri; Scatophagidae
Gene: msmp1
Product: microseminoprotein, prostate associated 1
Exons: 3
Coding region: 527-916 (129 amino acids)
Source: RefSeq, a predicted model, not a curated record